This is a messenger RNA of Miscanthus lutarioriparius, 954 nucleotides long. The record is from the annotation of a GenBank genome assembly. NCBI's taxonomy places the organism in Eukaryota, Viridiplantae, Streptophyta, Magnoliopsida, Poales, Poaceae.
AUGGCGGCGCUGCUGCUGCGUAGGCUCGCCGGGACCCACCGCGGCCGCGGCCCGCUGGGGGCCGCCGCCGCCGCCGCCGCCUGCGGUGGAGCUGCGCUCUUCUACGCCUCGUCUUCCCCCACCGUUGCGCACCUGGAGGAGAAGGGCGAAGCCGCUGAGAAAGUUGCACUUAACCCUGAUAAGUGGUUAGAGUUCAAGCUCCAAGAGAAGGCAACGGUUAGCCACAACUCGCAGUUAUUCAGGUUUUCAUUUGAUCCAUCAACUAAGCUGGGACUUGAUGUUGCCUCGUGCCUCAUCACAAGGGCACCUAUCGGUGAGGAAGUUGAGGGAAGAAGAAAAUUUGUGAUUCGACCGUACACACCUAUCUCUGAUCCAGAUUCUAAAGGAUACUUUGACCUAUUGAUCAAGGUUUAUCCUGAUGGGAAAAUGAGUCAGUAUUUUGCAAGUUUGAAGCCAGGAGAUGUUCUGGAAGUCAAAGGGCCCAUUGAAAAGCUCAGAUACAGCCCAAACAUGAAAAAACAAAUUGGGAUGAUUGCUGGUGGUACUGGUAUAACACCAAUGCUGCAGGUUGUCAGGGCUAUCCUCAAAAACCCUGAUGACAACACUCAGGUCUCAUUAAUUUAUGCCAACGUAUCACCAGAUGAUAUCUUGCUCAAAAGAGAACUGGAUAGACUUGCCAGUAGCUAUCCUAACUUCAAGGUAUUUUAUACAGUUGAUAAACCGUCAACUGACUGGAGGGGUGGUGUUGGUUUUGUUUCAAAGGACAUGGUUUUGAAAGGUUUGCCAGGCCCUGCGGAGGACUCUCUGAUUCUUGUUUGUGGUCCACCAGGAAUGAUGAAUCACAUAUCUGGAGACAAGGCCAAGGAUAGAUCACAGGGCGAGCUCUCUGGCAUUCUGAAAGACUUAGGAUACACUACAGAGAUGCGUCUGGCUCUGAACUGGAAACAGUUUUGA